Molecule: messenger RNA, 300 nt
Organism: Gongylonema pulchrum
Lineage: Eukaryota; Metazoa; Nematoda; Chromadorea; Rhabditida; Gongylonematidae
Source: the annotation of a GenBank genome assembly
AUGCGAAACGGAGAAGCGAAGCGGCAAACGAAUGCGGAAGAGGCAGUAGCAGCAGCAGCAGCAAUAGCAAUGGUGGAGAAGCCUGGGGAGCUAUCCGAGACAGAAAACACAGGAUGGCGAUGUGAAGAGGCGUUCCACAAUGGUGCACCGCUAUUACAAAUACUAUUGCUUGCUGUACUACGAAGCCAGCUUAUCAUCAUUUAUGCAAAAUUUCUCUCACAUCCACUUUAUGCAAAUUUUAUGACUGUGGCCCGUGGGAGAAUGGAAGACACUUUGCAAUCUCAUAAUUUGAUUACGUGA